CGGACUCGCGACGCGCAGCGGCAUGGCGUUACCCACCGCAAACCUCAUCGUGGUGACGUUCGGCCCUCGCCCGAACACCGCAUGGAUCGCGUCGCUCGGCGCGGACGUCCUCGAUGAGCGCGGCCUCAUGAGGGUCGAGCCCACCUUUGAGGUCGUGGAUCACCCCGGCGUGUUUGCGAUCGGCGACAUCACAGACUGCAACGAGCAGAAACAGGCACAGAAGUACCCCGUGCACGUCGCGGUCGCUGCGCCAAACAUCGUGAGCUACUUGGAGGGCCGGCCACUGACGAAGCCCUACAAGGGCAGCAUGGAGAUCAUCCUCAUUCCCAUAGGCAAGAACCGUGGAGUCGCUUAUUACGACGAAAGCUUCACUGCAUUCGUGGCUUCUAACGACUCGCUGCGAGGCUUGCUUUGCGACAUGAGAACGAGAACAAGCCGUAUCUAUGGAAAAGACCAAUGA
This is a messenger RNA of Laetiporus sulphureus 93-53, 460 nucleotides long. RefSeq lists its product as uncharacterized. Gene Ontology annotation, molecular function: flavin adenine dinucleotide binding; electron-transferring-flavoprotein dehydrogenase activity. Lineage: Eukaryota; Fungi; Basidiomycota; Agaricomycetes; Polyporales; Laetiporaceae. The transcript has 2 exons. The record is from RefSeq and is a predicted model, not a curated record. Gene Ontology annotation, cellular component: cytoplasm. The coding region runs from base 23 to 460 and encodes 145 amino acids.